GAGUUGAGGUCGAGAAGCACGCCGUAUGCUGCACAGAGGGACAAGAUGCCAGAGAUCAUGCGUCGGCCAUCUAGAUUAGACGAAAGGUUGACGAAGGCGCAGAAGCUUGACAUUCGAGCCCACCAGAGAACGUAUCAGGGAGCAUACAUACGAACGUGCAUUGGCAGUCUGUCGUUCAGCUUGUUGGUGAUGAAGUUGUUUUCCAAAGAGUUCAUGUUCAUUGGGCUUGUGUUCCAGGUGUACUCGUUGCUAAUCUGCGUGAUUGGGUACCACCGGGCGAGCAACAUGGAUCUCUACUUCAUUGACUUCAGCCGGGGCGACUGGUACAAAGACUACGUGCCUGCGCACACAGCGGAUACGGAGACGGAGACCAUCAACGGACAUGUGUUUGUAGACAACAAGUACUAUUUCAAGACGAGCGGGAACUACGUGAUCUGGUUGAGCAUAAUCACCGGCUGCUGCUAUAUCGUUUUGUUUGUGUUGCUAGCCAUCAUGUGAGAGAGGCCGCAG
Messenger RNA from Pichia membranifaciens NRRL Y-2026, 510 nucleotides. RefSeq lists its product as hypothetical. Bases 46 to 498 code for a protein of 150 amino acids. The record is from RefSeq and is a predicted model, not a curated record. Lineage: Eukaryota; Fungi; Ascomycota; Pichiomycetes; Pichiales; Pichiaceae. The transcript has a single exon.